AUGGCACGUAUAUCUCAUUUGAUAAGUAUUGUUCGUCGUCUUGAUCCACAUGCGCUUGUGGCUGGCGAUGCUAACUUACACCAUGAUAUCUGGGACAGUCGUUUGCCUGCUUCCAAAGAAGGAGAAGACUUUGCAACAACUUUGGUGGAUCUUGGAUUUGAAGUGGUAAAGAACCCUUUGCUGGCAACACGAACCAAUGGAACUGAUAGCUCGUCCCCUGAUGUGACAUUCUCACGUUCGGUGACUGUUGACAUUUGGUUACUUACACCGUAUAUGGAUUCUGAUCACUGUCUGAUCAGUUACCCCCUUGCGAUAGGUGAAGGCGAACCUAGCGUAGCUAAUACACUUCCGCGCCGCAAAUCUGCAACGUUUGCUCUCCGAAAGGCUGAUCGGCCCAACUUCACUUCGAAGUGCGACUCGGCGUUAGCAAAUGCUACUACAUGGCAUUCGGUCUAUCGUGGCAUUCUGUGUGCGGCAAAACAAACUAUUCCUAAGGGCAGCCGUGACAACCCUCGUACGAUUUGGACGGAAGAUAUGGAUUUGGCAUCUCAACAGGCUAAGUGCGCGUUUCAGGCUCACCUUGCCACCCCAUAUGAUGACAUGCUUUUGGACGCAUUCAUCUGGGCCAAGGAUCGACAAACCUCAGCUUUUCGUCGAGGGAUCCAAUUACUUAUGGAAUCCCGCGCUCAAAAACUCGGGGCCCCGUGCACCUCCCAGUUGGCGUUAUUUAAGAGGAUUGGCGGCAUCGCCUCCUCACCCACUUUCUACAGUGGUUCUCCGAUCACUUAA
This is a messenger RNA of Trypanosoma theileri, 789 nucleotides long. RefSeq lists its product as uncharacterized. Gene Ontology annotation, molecular function: catalytic activity. The record is from RefSeq and is a predicted model, not a curated record. The coding region runs from base 1 to 789 and encodes 262 amino acids. Lineage: Eukaryota; Euglenozoa; Kinetoplastea; Trypanosomatida; Trypanosomatidae. The transcript has a single exon.